Arvicola amphibius (Eurasian water vole) is the source of this 2938-nucleotide messenger RNA. It is a transcript of the gene Foxa1, whose product is annotated as forkhead box A1. The transcript has 2 exons. Gene Ontology annotation, molecular function: RNA polymerase II cis-regulatory region sequence-specific DNA binding; transcription factor binding; protein domain specific binding. Lineage: Eukaryota; Metazoa; Chordata; Mammalia; Rodentia; Cricetidae. Gene Ontology annotation, biological process: regulation of transcription by RNA polymerase II; cell differentiation; anatomical structure morphogenesis. The coding region runs from base 171 to 1574 and encodes 467 amino acids. The record is from RefSeq and is a predicted model, not a curated record.
CACGCCGCGCCCCGCAGCGACCGGCUUCCUCUUCGCUGGGGUGGCGCUGGGCUCUCGAGCGCUCGGGUGACCGCCGCGGCCGCGCGCCCCUCCCCCGCUGCCGCGCGCAGCUCACCCGCCCGUCGCUCCGCACAGGGUUGGAUGGUUGUGCCGGGCAGGGUGACUCCAGGAUGUUAGGGACUGUGAAGAUGGAAGGGCAUGAGAGCAGCGACUGGAACAGCUACUACGCGGACACGCAGGAGGCCUACUCCUCUGUCCCCGUCAGCAACAUGAACUCCGGCCUGGGCUCCAUGAACUCCAUGAACACCUACAUGACCAUGAACACCAUGACCACGAGUGGCAACAUGACACCGGCUUCCUUCAACAUGUCCUACGCCAACCCGGGCCUAGGAGCCGGCUUGAGUCCCGGUGCUGUGGCCGGCAUGCCCGGGGGCUCUGCAGGCGCCAUGAACAGCAUGACGGCGGCCGGUGUCACGGCCAUGGGUGCAGCGCUGAGCCCGGGAGGCAUGGGCUCCAUGGGAGCGCAGCCCGCGGCCUCUAUGAACGGCCUGGGCCCCUAUGCGGCCGCCAUGAACCCGUGCAUGAGCCCCAUGGCGUACGCGCCGUCUAACCUAGGCCGCAGCCGCGCCGGGGGCGGUGGCGACGCCAAGACAUUCAAGCGCAGCUACCCGCACGCCAAGCCGCCCUACUCCUACAUCUCGCUCAUUACCAUGGCCAUCCAGCAGGCGCCCAGCAAGAUGCUCACGCUGAGUGAGAUCUACCAGUGGAUCAUGGACCUCUUUCCCUAUUACCGUCAAAACCAGCAGCGCUGGCAGAACUCCAUCCGCCACUCGCUGUCUUUCAACGACUGUUUCGUCAAGGUGGCACGGUCCCCGGACAAGCCGGGCAAGGGCUCCUACUGGACGCUGCACCCGGACUCCGGCAACAUGUUCGAGAACGGCUGCUAUUUGCGCCGUCAGAAGCGCUUCAAGUGUGAGAAGCAGCCGGGGGCCGUAGGCGGGAGCGGGGGUGGCGGCUCCAAGGGUGGCCCCGAAAGCCGUAAGGACCCCUCCGGCGCAGGUAACCCCGCCGAGUCGCCCCUUCACAGGGGUGUGCACGGAAAGGCUGGUCAGCUAGAGGGCGCGCCGGCCCCCGGGCCUGCCGCCAGCCCCCAGACUCUGGACCACAGCGGGGCCACGGCGACAGGGGGCGCUUCGGAGUUGAAGUCCCCAGCCUCUUCCUCGGCGCCCCCCAUAAGCUCCGGGCCAGGGGCGCUGGCAUCUGUACCCCCCUCUCACCCGGCGCACGGCCUGGCACCCCACGAAUCGCAGCUGCACCUGAAAGGGGACCCCCACUACUCCUUUAACCACCCGUUCUCCAUCAACAACCUCAUGUCCUCCUCGGAGCAGCAGCACAAGCUGGACUUCAAGGCAUAUGAGCAGGCACUGCAGUACUCUCCCUAUGGUGCCACCUUGCCCGCCAGUCUGCCCCUUGGCAGCGCCUCAGUGGCCGCAAGGAGCCCCAUCGAGCCCUCAGCACUGGAGCCGGCCUACUACCAAGGUGUGUAUUCCAGACCCGUGCUAAAUACUUCCUAGCUCCCAGGACUGGGGGUUUGUCUGCAUGACCAACUUGGUAGCAGGAGAGAAAAACCAACAGCAAACGAAACCACACAACACCAAACCAACCACAUAACAAAAAUCCCAACUCUUUUUAUUUUUCAUGCACAAUUUUCCCCAGUGCAAAGGACUGUUACUUUUAUUAUUGUGUUCAACACUUGUUGUGUGUAUUAUUACAAAUACAACCGACUCCAUAUCAACAUUUUUUUCCUGUGAAGUUUAAUAAUGAUCCAUAAAUGUAUAUAUAGAAAACCUUCCUCCUUCCUUGCCCUCGUCCCCGUUCAGUCUUUCCCCUGUGGGCACAUCUUAGUCUGUGCAGGGCUUAUUUAAAAAAGAAAAUGGUCAAGUCUGUAAACUAUUUGUUUGUGCUUUUGUUGUUGUUGUUUGUUGUUGCUGCCCCUCCUUACCUAGGCCCAUCACAAGAGUUUACAGGUCUGUGGCAAUUCUCUUAACUCAGUAAAGAAACGAAUAGACAGCAAGGGCUCUUGAGAGUACUGAAAGACAGUACUGCCAUGAUGCCACGGUAAGGUAUAAACAGGUUACAUACGUGAGAGCCAUUUGUUUUCAGCUUACAUUUCCGAUGCAUUCAGAUAGUGGAUGCCUUUAAAUGAAAUACAUAUAUAUAUAUAUAUUGUCUGUGGACUUAGUCACGCUCACAUACGAAGACCUCGUCCACUUUUGCAUAACAUGUAGAGGUAAUACGUAAUAGACGUGCAACAUUUUCAAAAAUUGCCUGACCAAGUUACAAGGAUCCCCUACACACUCGUUUGUCUUCUCUACCCGCACAUGACCCCCCCUCCCCCAGAACCAAUUCCCUCCUAACUCUGCUCCUUGCUCUGCAGAGUGCCAUGGUCAUCUCAUUCUGAGGUCACAUGUAUAAAAAUUAGCUUUUGUGUAUGUAUACCAUUUAAAGGAUACCCCGCAGGGGGAAAAGGAAGUAUAUUAUCGAGGAGAGAGAAGUUAUAAGAGACGCAUUGCAAAAUCGUGCCCAACGUUCCAAAGUCCCCGUUGUGGCCAUUUUAGUUCUUGCUCCUUUCAUCCAGUGUUCGCGCACUUUCCCCAGCUGGCCGUGGUGUUAGUCUUAGACAAGCGGGUUUCACUCUGAUUCCUCUUCGCCUCCUCAAUGUUAAUUUAUUGCAUGUUUUCUCCUGUUCCUUUACAGCUGAGAUUGCUUUAAAUGAUGGUUAAAAUUACAAAUUUAAAAAUGUUAAUUUUUAUCAAUGUGAUUGUAAUGAAGAUAUUUUGAUUUAAGUAACAAAAAUAAUACAAGAUUUUAAUCUGUGGAAUAUGUUCCCGAUCAUUUGCAGUUAAGGAAUUUAAAUAAAUCAAACGUUAACAACAAA